AUGACUCCCUACACAUCCGGCCAAGGGCGAGACCUCUCGCCAGCGCCGGCGCCAGGGGCUCACUUGAGGCCUGAGUCGAAACCCACAGACGGCAAUGAGAAAAAGCCAGAUCCAAAUUUGAGACCAAGACCCGACGAGAAGACUGCUAAGGAAAUCGAGCGGUUUAUCAAACUACACUAUGUCCGUUCUAGGCCAUACGACAAGUGCAUGGACAUUUUCUACGGACUAGACAAACCAUCAAAUAUGAAGCCCUCGACUCAUUGGAGUACCCUUUCUUUUAACCUUUCCGGCUACGACAACUGGACAGUUUCCGAAGAGGAGUUCAAGAUCUUCCUAGGAAAGCUCAAGUUCAGCGAUGUGCUCCAAUAUAUUGGGAUUCCAAAAGUCCCGCUCAUCCAUCGGAAAGCUGCUGUUAGUCGGGAGCCUCGUGGCAGUGCUAUUGGGAGAAAUGAUCUCCUCUUUGUGUCUGACUGCCUUCGUGACAAGGGAGUCAAAUCCAUCCUUGUCGUCAUGGUGGACGAUGAGCCGACCGUAUCCGACAACUCAGAAGCCUCACAUACCUGA
This is a messenger RNA of Podospora pseudocomata, 564 nucleotides long. RefSeq lists its product as uncharacterized. Bases 1 to 564 code for a protein of 187 amino acids. The transcript is spliced from 2 exons. The record is from RefSeq and is a predicted model, not a curated record. Lineage: Eukaryota; Fungi; Ascomycota; Sordariomycetes; Sordariales; Podosporaceae.